GCUCGAUUUGUUGUUUGUCGUUGCUAUGUCCCUGCCCUCUUGCGGCCGAUACUUGUGCACGUUACGUGCGUGUAUUGCUGCGUGUAGACAGGAGGAAAAGCAUAAUCACCACCAGGCAACUCGCGUGUGUAGCAACGUGAUAAGUCUGUACCUGUAAGAUAUGCAUACUGUCGGAGAUGCUACGUCGAGUGUCCCAGCUUUUUUGGGGAAACUUUGGAAAUUGGUGGAGGAUCCAUCCACUAACCAUCUCAUCAGCUGGAACUCGAAUGGGAUGAGUUUUACAAUCAGAGAUCAGGCAAGGUUUGCCAGAGAGCUUCUUCCAUUGUAUUAUAAACACAACAACAUGGCCAGCUUUGUCCGCCAAUUAAAUAUGUAUGGAUUCCACAAAGUCGUAUCAGUCGAUUCAGGUGGACUGAAAGUCGAUAAAGAUGAAAUGGAAUUUGCACACAUGUACUUCCUUCAAGGGCAAGAGUUUUUGUUGGAGCAUAUCAAGAGGAAAAUUCCCAUCAGUAAACAAGAAGAAACAAAACAUACUAAGCCUGAAGUGCUUUCAAGGGUCUUGGCUGAUGUCCGCAGUAUGAAGGGGAAACAGGAAAAUGUAGAUUCUCGCUUGAAUACCAUGAAACGAGAAAAUGAAGCCUUGUGGAGAGAAGUGGCUUCACUAAGACAGAAACAUAUGAAACAACAGCAAAUAGUCAAUAAGCUGAUUCAAUUUCUUAUAAGCAUUGUACAACCUAAUGGACGUGCGGGCCUGGGGCUCAAAAGGAGGUAUCCAUUGAUGUUGGGUGAAGCUGUUCGUUCAACAACCAACUCUAGCACCACCGAAAAAGGUAUUCAGAAAGAAACAGGAGGGAAGCAAAAUGAUGGAAGGCUGAAAGAUCUGGAAGAUUCAGCGGUUUCGGGCAACCCUAACGUGUCGGAUAUACCAUCACCCAAAGGACCUAUCAUACAUGAUGUCACCGAUAUCGACGAAAGCAGUUGUGCUGAUCUUAUUGGAAACUGCAACGAAUUAGACGCUGAUCAAAUGGAUGAAAUUACUGAAGUAGUGCCCAAUGAAAAAUCUCCUGAAAUCUUUUUCCCCAUGGCCCAAAUUUCAGAGUUGCCCAUUUCAGUUGAAUCUACUGAACAUGAAGAGGAAGUACCAGCUGAAGAAGCAGUAGAAGACGGUUUGGGAGUCGAAAAUCCCGAUUUUAACACAAUGGUCCAGAUGGAAGCUGGAACAUCCAAUAGUGGUUCUGGAAUCCUUGAGAGCUCCGCAAUGGCUAGUCCAAUGAGUCCUGAUCUGUUGAUGGCUGUAGAUCCUCGUGAAGUCAAUUCGGGGGCUUUACUCAGCUUCGAAGAAAAUCGAAAGGAGAAAGGUGGACGUGGCAAGUCGGUUGUCAAAAACCAAGAAAGAUCUGUUGCAUCCACCGAAUCAAACGUCUUGGAGAGCAGAGAGGAGUUGGACAACCAUCUAGACACGAUGCAGGUCGACUUGGAACAACUUCGUGAGGUCUUGAGUCUUCAGGGAAAUCCACUUGAUGCCUCUACGUUGCUUGGGGUAUGUGAUUCUCUCGGUCUGAAUUUCGAACCGACGUUAGAUUCAUGUAAUUGGGCGGGUUAUUCUGCGACCUGGAACCGGAGGGGAAUACCUUCGGACAGUUCGCCAUCUCUCGCUUCACUGCUAGAACACCAGAUGCUGCCAAAGCUUUUCAGUGCAGAUGAUACCCUACCAAGCAACGGUUAUUUGUCGAUGGACAUGGACAUGUUCAAAAACCCGUCCCAAGGUGCUAUUCUCGGUAAUGAAGUGAUAGCUUAUAACGAUGCGUCAUUCUUCGAUAUGGUCGAUGAUUAUGGUGAUGGACAGAUGGCAGGUGAUCGAACAACUCGAGAUUUGGAAGAUGAUUCUAUCGUGAAAGACACUACCGAUUUGUUUGAUCUCCUGGAUGAUCCUCCUCAGCCCACAACUGCGAUACCCCCUACAACUGUAUCCGCCGCCAAGAAGAAAAAGAGAAAUUGAAGCAAGCGAAUAGCGCGAAAAAGAGAGGACAACGUAACAACAAAAUGUGGCUGUAUCCCGCCUCGCUUUAUUUCGACGCGUCCUAUCCCCAACUAAAAAUACCUCUCUUUUCUUUAUGAUAUAUAACUUUAUGCGUGUUAUCGUCAUUAACAGACCUUUGUUUCGUUUUCCCACCUUAGUUUUUUUUUUCGUACCCUUUUUUGAUUUUCAUUUAACUUUAAAGUAGAAAGUCAAUUUGAUGACGGAGAGUAUGUAGAUUCGCUAGCCAACCCCUGUGUAAUGUCAUCAAGCACAUUUGCCAUACUUGUUAUUAUUAUUACUACUAUUACUUUAAUUUUUAAUCGCAGGAAAUUGGAAGGGUUAGAAAGGGGGAUAUGAAGUGAUUUGUUAUUCGCAUUCGACGAUGGGCUUAUCGCGCGCAAUUGCAGGGUGUGUGAUGCGUAUGUGUUUAUUUUGGAUUUGUAGGUUUGCUUUUUGUACGACGAACCUACUUAUUUAUAUACAUAAAGUUGUCUGGGCAGCAACGGAAGGAGCAGAGGAAAAAAAAUUUUCACCGAGAAGGUGAUCGAAGCGAAUGUUCUUCUUUUCUCUGUUUUAAAAGAUACCUACUAAAAAGAGGAAGAAAGCAAACAUUGACGCCGUUAUGAGAAUUCAUUUGUGUCAACUGUUUUUCUCACACGUGUUGGCUAUGUGAUUCGACGUCGUUACGGUAUACAUCAAUAAAACUCAACAAUUAAAACCCA
This is a messenger RNA of Daphnia magna, 2742 nucleotides long. RefSeq names its product heat shock factor protein (gene Hsf). NCBI's taxonomy places the organism in Eukaryota, Metazoa, Arthropoda, Branchiopoda, Diplostraca, Daphniidae. Gene Ontology annotation, biological process: regulation of DNA-templated transcription. The transcript has 10 exons. Gene Ontology annotation, molecular function: sequence-specific DNA binding; DNA-binding transcription factor activity. The record is from RefSeq and is a predicted model, not a curated record. The coding region runs from base 161 to 1999 and encodes 612 amino acids.